Penicillium macrosclerotiorum is the source of this 1494-nucleotide messenger RNA. RefSeq lists its product as uncharacterized. The transcript has 2 exons. The coding region runs from base 1 to 1494 and encodes 497 amino acids. The record is from RefSeq and is a predicted model, not a curated record. Lineage: Eukaryota; Fungi; Ascomycota; Eurotiomycetes; Eurotiales; Aspergillaceae.
AUGCGUAAACUGUCUCAGAUCAUCGACGCGCCACGAGAGUCCUUCGACGCGAUGGACUCUCCCCGCCUUCCACAGUCGCCUUUGACCGUGAAUACUUCUGCGCCGGCUUCGCCUGCUAUUUCUCUCUUCUCCGCGACAGGUCAUAAUCGUGUUUCCAGUUCGGUUUCUUCACUUGUCUCUGCCCACGGUUUGGGGAAUUCUAUGGACAGCCCAAGUCGAAGCCACCUGACCGGCGUCAAGGAAGAACCCUGUGGGCGAGACUCCCUCGAAGAUCAAUAUUUCCAGCAUUUUGAAUGCAGCACCAUAACCGAUGAAUCUUAUUUUCCUAUGGAUCCCGCGGAUAGCUAUGAUCUGAGUGAUGCGGGCAUGGACCUUUCGAACUCAACGAAGAAGCGACACUCGGACAGCUCAUCAAUGAAAGGCGCUUCCCGCAUCAGCUCCCGCAUGUCCACGGUCUCCGCCCGGUGGAAGUCGAUGCGAUCGUCGGGGAGCCCCGAGCGAGAUAUUUUGUCGGGCGAUUUGCGGUCCCGCGCGAACUCCGCGACCUCGUCCAUCCUGGCCAGCCCGGUUCUGGCGAGUCCGAUCAGUCGCAUUGACUCUCAAAUUCCCCCGUCUCCCGCCCGGACUAUUUUUGAAGAGCGCAUGAGCGAUUCUGGCGCCCGCCCGAUUGACAUCACUCGUGCAAACAGCCUUAGCCAGGAAGACAAUGAUGGCCAACAAGCUACCACCCCGCUGCUUCCUCCCGUGUUGGGCGAUGAUCCCACCAGUGUGAUCGCAUCUCGAGUGCAAUCGCCCCUGCAGUCGCCUUCCGUCGCAGAUGUCAGCGAGGGCGCCCAUUAUUCCCGGUCCUCAGACCCCCGCUUCGUUGCUGUCACCGGUAUUCCCUCUCCUCCUCUCUCCUCGAAACCCUCCAUGGCCUCGAUCUCCCGCCCGCGCGCAAGUACCGUUCGCACCGUAUCGGGCGAUGCCCCUUCUACACCAUUCAUGCUAUCAGAUCCCAACGAUGAGUGGGCCAACAAGCUCGGUCACGCCAAUUUUACAAUCCAGCCCGAGCCGUACUCUCCCCCGCUUUGUGACAUUGAAAGCUUCCACCAGCUUUGCGCAGACUGGAACAUUGCGCGCUGCAACUUUGCCAAGCACCUUGUGCGCACCGGCGAGCACUACGGUGUCACCUCGAACAUCUACAAGUUGACAGGGGAAAAGUGGAACUGUAUCGACCGCGAGUGGCGCACCUGCCACGAGACCAUGCUCAAACAUAUUGGGGCUGUGGACGGUGUCGCGCUUACUCUAACACAGUCCAAUCUGUAUCCCUGCGAGCAAGUACGUAUUCCACGACUACAUGACAAUGCCAAGUUUCCCGAAAUGGGUGACGAGGACAUUGUCGGCCCGAUGACAGUCGCGCCGGCCAACGAAAUUGUUGGCCCAUGUCGAACUAGUUUUCUCAAGAAGCGUAAUUUCUUCCGCUUCUUCCAGGAUCUUGUUUCGCGGACCUGA